This is a messenger RNA of Telopea speciosissima, 1194 nucleotides long. RefSeq names its product F-box protein CPR1-like. Gene Ontology annotation, molecular function: protein binding. Lineage: Eukaryota; Viridiplantae; Streptophyta; Magnoliopsida; Proteales; Proteaceae. The coding region runs from base 1 to 1194 and encodes 397 amino acids. The transcript has a single exon. The record is from RefSeq and is a predicted model, not a curated record.
AUGAGAAAAGGAAGGAAGGUGGAAGCAGGAGCAACAGCAGCAAAAGCAUCCAGAUCUUUCAUUUUGAAGAAGAAUGAGCUGCUGCCCCUUCUUCCUCAAGAGGUGAUAAUAUUCAAUAUCCUUGUUAGACUUCGGGCUGACAAACUGUAUAAAUUCAGAAGCGUAUGCAGGUCAUGGUACAACCUAAUCAAUGACCCUUUUUUCAUCCAAUCCCACCUUGAAAAUUCCACUCCUGGUUUGAUCAUAAAACGAUACAUUGUUGAUAGAAAGCCUAUCUAUCAAACAGACUUCAAAGAGAUGAAAGACAGAAAGAAUACAAAACAAGAUUUGAAGUUCGGUAACAUAGGAGAGGUUAUUGGUAGCUGCAAUGGUUUGGUACUACUAAAAACUAAGCGAAAACGCCUUUCUGUGGCUAAUUUGAUUACUAAACAAAUACUGGAACUUCCUUCAGCUACUAGUGAUAAUUUGAAUUUUGACCGUCAAUGUGGGUUCACAUAUGUUUCUGAAAUUGGCAUAUAUAAAUUGGUGCACCUUCUGUUGGAUGACUAUACUUUGAAAUGUGAGGUGCUGUCCUUGGGGUGUUCUGGUUGUAAUACAUGGAGAUGUGUCAAUGGAUCUUCACUUUCAUUGCUCAGUGAAGAUGAAAAAUGGCAAUUUCAUGGUUCAGAAACAGUAACGAUAAAUGGGAUCGUGUAUUUUGUUGGUGUCAGACAUGUUCAAUCUUCUUCCGUACACAUAGUUUCAUUUGAUGCAGGUGCUGAGGUAUUUCACAUGAUUCGAGCUCCAAUUCAUGAUUUUACAAUAUGUGAUUCUUUCAUAGAACUUGGAGGUGUGUUAUCAUUUGUGCAAGCGACUGAUCGUUUUAUAUUUGAUACAUUCAAUGUAUGGAUUUUGAAGGAUUGGUUGAAGGGUACAUGGGUGAAGCAACAUGCAAUCUCAAUAAGGAAACCAUCUAUUUUGGGAGGUACCCUACACAGGAUUGACAGUUCUGAUUUUGUUCAAGUCCUAUCUAGCUUCUCACAUGGAGGAAGAAAAAUCAUACUCUUUCAAAUCAAGUCAUUUUCCGGAAUUCUUUCUCACAUUACAUACGAUCUUGAUUUAAAUCAAGAGAGUAAAAUACAAUUUGAUAUUAGGGGACAUCCCUCAGGUUUUUAUACUCAUGUCAAUAGUUUGAUCUCUCCAAAGUUGCUGUAA